Cryptotermes secundus is the source of this 609-nucleotide messenger RNA. RefSeq names its product 60S ribosomal protein L24 (gene RpL24). Gene Ontology annotation, cellular component: cytosolic large ribosomal subunit. Gene Ontology annotation, molecular function: mRNA binding; structural constituent of ribosome. The record is from RefSeq and is a predicted model, not a curated record. Gene Ontology annotation, biological process: cytoplasmic translation. The coding region runs from base 92 to 556 and encodes 154 amino acids. The transcript is spliced from 6 exons. NCBI's taxonomy places the organism in Eukaryota, Metazoa, Arthropoda, Insecta, Blattodea, Kalotermitidae.
UCUAUGUAGAGUAUAACUAUAGUAACCCGUGCUUUCUUUUGUAACUAUAGUAAUCCAUGUUUCCAUUUGACAAUUGAGCAAGAUCAGCAAGAUGAAGAUUGGAUUGUGUGCAUAUAGUGGAUAUAAAAUAUAUCCCGGCCAUGGGAAAACCAUGGUUAAAACUGAUGGCAAGACAUUUACCUUCUUGAACGCGAAAUGUGAAUCGUCAUACUUAAUGAAGAGGAAUCCCAGGAAAGUUACGUGGACCGUGCUGUACAGGCGUAAACACAAAAAGGGCCAGGAAGAGGAGCAGGCAAAGAAACGCACACGUCGCACGCAAAAGUUCCAGAGAGCCAUUGUGGGCGCUUCUCUUACAGACAUCAUAGCCAAGAGGAAUAUGAAACCAGAAGUCAGGAAAGCCCAGCGUGAACAGGCUAUAAGGGCUGCAAAAGAGCAGAAGAAGGCUGUAAAAGCGGCAAAGAAGGUUCAGGCUCCACCUAAGACAAAGGCUGUUCCAAAACAAAAAGCUUCCAAAGUCCAGCAGAAGAGUGCACCACGUGUUGGAGGAAAGCGUUGAUAGCAUUGGUUGUACAUCCUUUGUUAAAUAAAGUGAUAUUCAUGCGUAAAUAA